This is a messenger RNA of Ixodes scapularis (black-legged tick), 1026 nucleotides long. RefSeq lists its product as uncharacterized. Lineage: Eukaryota; Metazoa; Arthropoda; Arachnida; Ixodida; Ixodidae. The transcript has a single exon. The record is from RefSeq and is a predicted model, not a curated record. Gene Ontology annotation, biological process: DNA integration. Bases 1 to 1026 code for a protein of 341 amino acids. Gene Ontology annotation, molecular function: nucleic acid binding.
AUGUCUUCUACAUCCACCACUAAAACAUUGGAAAAACUUCGAGGAGCCUUUUCUGCUUACGGUUUGCCCGAGGUACUAGUGAGCGACAACGGUCCGCAGUUCACGUCAGCUGAGUUUGCUGACUUCAUGAACGCCAACGGCGUGAAACACAUUCGCACCCCGCCUUACCACGCAGCCUCUAACGGUGCCGCAGAGCGCACGGUUCAAACUGUGACACGAGCAUUGCUCAAGCAGGUGCUCGAAGGCGAAGCAACCGGUCGGCAGUGUUCUCUUCAGGAAAAUGUUGACAGUUUUCUGAUCUGUUAUCGCAACACACCAAACAGCGUGACUGGGAAAACGCCCGCCGAACUAUUCCUAAGGCGCCAGCCACGCACAAAACUUUCCCUGCUUAAACCCGACUUUGUCGGCGCCAUGCAACGCAAGCAAGAACAUGUGAAGGAACAACGCGAUGUGUCGCGAGGUGCUGAACGUGUGUUCAACGUGGGCGACCGUGUUUUUGUGAAAACAGUGCGCGGUGAGUGUGUCUCCUGGGAAGAAGGAAUCGUGUGUCAGGUUGUCAGUGCUGCGACCUACGUUGUGAAAGUGCUCAACCAGCUUCGCUUCACGCACGCUGACCACCUGCGUCCUCGACAUGCGGAACCCAUCGCGAGACCGGGCCGUACGACUGUGGAUGACGAUCCAUCGAUACCGCCACCCACGAGCUUUCCAGCCCAGGUGCCGUCAGCACCACCCAGUGCGAAGGCACCGACGCUAGCGGCGCCACCUCCAGACGCGGCUGGUACGACGCCGACGCCUGACGCAACAGCACCACGGCGCCACCCGCAGACCCCGCCCGGGAAGGACCGGCGACACCUACUGCAGCAACGCCGGUUCCGUCUACGACAGCGGAGAAGCAACCCCUUCGACGAACUUCUCGCGCAUGCAAGCCGCCUGACCGUUUUAAACCCGAGGACUUUAGGAAAUGAACAUUUUUUGCGUGAGGGGGAAGGAAAUGUUGUAGCGUGCGGAUUGAGUUAUCGCGACUGA